UAAAAAGAAAAAAAAGGAAAAUUGACCUUUGAAAGGAAAACAGCAGGUGGAGAGCAAAAACCAGGCAGCCGAGGACGUAUCAGGAGGAAAUUCAGCAGAGAAAAAUGAAAGUAUUGCUUUUUGUCAUCUGAGGACUGGCUGCACGUAUAAAAACCAUGAGGCCCAGCGCAGGCCGUCUGGCUGCUAUUUGAGAGUGGCAGGGAGAGCACAUAGUGGUGUUUGUUUGUGAGGCAGCAGCGCGAUAAGACCAAUGGAGGGAGAGGAGAGGGCGAGGGCGGCCGAGGCGAGGCCCAGCCGUUUGACCGCCCUUCAGGAGCAGCUCAUCUGGGCCCUGCUGGAGUCCGGACUGUCCCGGGACGUCCUGGUCCAAGCCGUGGGGGAGCUGGAGCGCAGCAGGGCCAGUGCCGGGGCCGAGAAGGGGGAUGGAGAGAGCUCCGAGGAGGGGGAGAUGGAUUUCCCUCCUCCUAUAUUCCGAGAGUUUGAGAAGCUUCCUCCAGACGAGGCGUCCAAGCUGAGGGCCGAGGUGGACCGGUUACUGCAAGAGGACCCCUGGCAGGUUGCAAAAAUUGUGAAAAGCUACAUGCAGCAACACAACCUACCUCAGAGGGAGGUGGUAGAGUCUACAGGUCUCAAUCAGUCCCACCUCUCCCAGCACCUCAAUAAAGGCACACCCAUGAAAAACCAGAAGAGAGCUGCUCUGUACAGCUGGUACGUCAAGAAGCAGUGCGAGAUCAGCCAGCAAUUUACCAAUGCUAAACAUGGUCUUGCACCAGUGGAGGACCAUGGAGAGGAAACCAAGAAAGGACGCAGGAACAGGUUCAAGUGGGGUCCGGCAUCCCUACAGAUCCUCUUCAAUGCCUACGAGCGUCAGAAGAACCCAAGCAAGGAUGAAAGAGAAGGGUUGGUGGAGGAAUGCAACAGAGCGGAGUGUCUCCAGAGGGGAGUAUCUCCCUCCCAGCUCGCUGGUCUGGGAUCAAACCUGGUUACUGAAGUCCGAGUCUACAACUGGUUUGCCAACCGGCGCAAAGAGGAGGCGUUUCGUCACAAGCUGGCACUCGACACGUCUUUCAACAGCCAGUCAGCUUCAUCCUCUAAUGCAAAUCUUGCUCCAAGUCCUGAGCACGGUGUGAAAUACAGCCAGCAAAUCUCCUGCGAAACAGGCAGCACAGCAAGAAGCAGCGUAGGGGAGCGCAUGGGGCGUCUUGUGGUCAGUCCUGUCCAACUAGAACCCAGCCAUACACUCCUAGAGUCUCAUAACCCCAAACUGGUGUCUGGCAGUGGACCACUGCCCCCAGUAAGCACUCUGACAUCCUUGCACAGUCUUUCAGCCUCCCCAGCCUCCUCACAGAGCCUCAUCAUGGCCUCGGUGCCCAGCGUCAUGAGUCUGGGUGAAUCUUCCCUCCUAAUAGGUUUGGCCCCUACGCAGUCACAGACCGUCCCCGUCAUUAACAACAUGGGGGCCGGUUUCACCACUCUACAGCCGAUUUCAUUCCAGCAGCAGCUUCACGCAUCCCACCAGCAGGCCCUUCCCCAGCAUCUUCAGGGUCACAUGGCUGCCAGCCCGUUCAUGGCGACCAUGGCGCAGCUGCCAUGUCACAUGUAUAACAAGUCUGAGUCGCCUCAGUACCAUUCGUCCAGCCUGCUGUCUCAAGCCAUGGUCAUUACCGACAGCAGCAGCCUGGGAACCCUGACGAGCCUCGCUGCAGUCCGACAGAUCCUGACGGCAGAUCCUGACGAGGACACAGAAUCACCUCUACAGGAGGACUCUUUACACCUGCAGCCACAAACACCUGUGCCAGCUUCCUCUGAGAGCCUGGAGUUGUACCCUUCCUCCCAGACGACAGAGCGCCAUCAGUCUCACCUCCUCUCACCUUCGCCAACAGACAUCAGCUCCUACAUGCCCACGCAGAUGGUGUCCACAGCCCAGUAAGCCCUUAGCGGCAUCAUCUGCCAUAGAG
Cyprinodon variegatus (sheepshead minnow) is the source of this 1958-nucleotide messenger RNA. RefSeq names its product HNF1 homeobox A (gene hnf1a). The coding region runs from base 251 to 1930 and encodes 559 amino acids. Gene Ontology annotation, molecular function: RNA polymerase II cis-regulatory region sequence-specific DNA binding; DNA-binding transcription factor activity, RNA polymerase II-specific. Lineage: Eukaryota; Metazoa; Chordata; Actinopteri; Cyprinodontiformes; Cyprinodontidae. Gene Ontology annotation, biological process: pancreas development; liver development; positive regulation of DNA-templated transcription. Gene Ontology annotation, cellular component: nucleus. The record is from RefSeq and is a predicted model, not a curated record. The transcript is spliced from 10 exons.